UGCAAACAAAGAAAGGAGAAAACUACUUCACAUAAGUACAGGUCCAACUUCAGUGACAGAUCUGAUGGCCUUGGAGUGGCUGAAGACCACCACCCUCCACAGGCCUGCGCCCAAGCACAGCUAUCCUUCUUUAUCUUGAAUCUCCCCUAGCUAUUAUACCAUCUAUGAAUACUUCUCUCAGUGGAGAUCUUCACAGUGCAAUUGGACCAAAUCCUUUGGAAACAUUAUGUAUCUCAAAUGCCCUGUGGAAUACACACUUAAUCAGGUGAUGGCUUGGAAUUUUCCAGUAUCUGCUAAGAAGGGCCUGCUUUAAGGCUGUUCAGUUCUGCAGGAAAGGAGAGAAGGCAUCGAGGAGACCGUCUCUGAUCUCUGGAGGUUGGUGAAACUCAGGAACAGUGCAGGCAGGAGUCAGCUACUGAGGAGGCCUGCUUUAAGGCUGGUCCUUUCUGCAAGAAAGGAAAGAAGCAUCGAGGAGACCGUCUCUGAUCUCUGGAGGUUGGUGAAACUCAGGAACAGUGCAGGCAGGAGACAGCUACUGAGGAGGCCUGUUUUAAGGCUGGUCCUUUCUGCAAGAAAGGAAAGAAGCAUCGAGGAGACCAUCUCUGAUCUCUGGAGGUUGGUGAAACUCAGGAACAGUGCAGGCAGGAGCCAGCUACUAAGGAGGCCUGCUUUAAGGCUGGUCCUUUCUGCAAGAAAGGAAAGAAGCAUCGAGGAGACCGUCUCUGAUCUCUGGAGGUUGGUGAAACUCAGGGAUCGUGCAGGCAGGAGCCAGCUACUGAGGAGGCAAAUUCAGAUUGCUGCAACCCAAGAAGGAUUUCUUGCAGUCAGCUGUUGGUCUUAACACUACUUGAACACAGAGAAGAGGGGAGAGUCGUGCCACAUCAGUGAAGAUCACCUGCAGUGGCUGCUUGGUGGUGCUGGGGUUGCCGCUGACCACUGCAGUCAACUGGUCUGCCCCCACCUAGGACCUGUCCAUCUUCCUCCAGCUUGGUUUUUACCUCUUCUGCACUGUAUCUGUGUUAUUGACUGAGACUGCUUGGGUAGGAGCUUUCUUGAAUACUGGAUUGUCAUUCCAGUCUAAUUCCUUUGAAUCUCAUAGCCUCAUUUUCCGAAAAGCAUUGUGAAGAUCAGUCAUAUAACAGGUCUCUUUUGAAAGUUUACUGUUGGUAAGGGGUAUACAUUGAGGCUUAUUUCCAUCUUACACUAUGACUGGUGCAGAGAUUGAGCCUGGUGCCCAGGCAAAGGCAGAAAAUAAGCCUGGGGCUGAGAAUGUGAAUGUUGCUGAAGCAGAGAAUGAAGUGCCAAUGGUGGUCAGACCUAAGGUUAGGACACAGAUAAUGACUGGAGCAAGGCCCAAAGUAAAGCCUAAGUCUACACCUUGUACAAAACCUAAAAGUGAAACCAGUUCACCAGGUGGGGCAUAUGCUAAAUAUAAGCCCAAGGCAAUGCCUAUUUCACGGUCAAAGAAUGACGCUCAGGCCUGGGCCCCGAGUAAGUUUAGGGCAGAUUCCAUGUCAAAGGUGGGAAAGCAAUGUCAGCUCAGUACUGCAGAUUCUUCACUGGUCAGUACUGAUUCUGGGGUGGUUGCUCAAGCUAAGUGCCUGUCUGUAGAUAGAGAACUUGUUAAUAUGGACACUGAGAGUUUUCCAAAGAAGGCUAAUUCUCCAGCAGGAUUCCAGCCUUCUUUUGGGUCAGAGGAGGGAAGCAAUAUGGGUUCCUGGUACCGUCCCAGGCCUAUGCCCAAAGGAGAGGCAUAUGAGAAUUCUGAUUUCAAAUGGGCAGACAAACCCUCAGGAAGUUCUUCCUUCUGGAAUAGAGAUGAAAGCAGUACAAGAUUCCGUCCUAGGAAAAGCAUGAAGAGCAAUACCAGGUUCAGGCACAUGGCCAAACAGGAGGCAAAUCCUAUGCCCAGGCACAAAAACAAGCAAGAGUUUUACAAUAUUUCUAGUUCUGAUACUGAGGAUGAGUCUGUUAAGACUCCCUGGUUCUGGCCCAAAGAAAAGACCAAAGUCUGGUCUAGGCCCAAAGAAGAGCCCAAUAAUAGGCCCUGGUUUAGGCCUAAGAAAGAAGUCCAUGUUGAAUCCACUUCUGGGUCUGAAUGCGAAAAUCAUUCAAAAUCUCUGUUUUGGUCUGGAGAAGAGGCCAAAUCCAGGUCCAAACCCAGAGCCAGGAAAGGGGUCAAUAUGAGGGCCAGGCACCAAGCCAAGAGAGAAGCUUCCAGUGAUGUCAUGUAUGGAUCUGUAGAUGUAAGCAAAAAAGAGUCUUGGUUCUUGCCUGAAGAUAAGACUAAUGCUUUUUCAAAGUCUAAGACAAAGAAAGAACUCAGAACCAGAGCAGUGCCAAAGGAAGAAGUCAAAACUAAGACCAGAGCAAGUAUCAAACAGGCCAGGCCAGAGGAAGAAGUCCUCAUUGGACCUUGGUUCUGGGAUACCCAGGAGCCCACAGUGAUGGGUAGGGUAAGCAUGAAGCCCACCCUAUAUGUAGAGGAGGAGCCCUUUGUUGGAGAUUGGUUUUGGAGUGAAGAAGAAGCCAGUGUGGACUCUGGCACCUAUCAUAAAUCCAGACCAAGGGCUAAGGAACAGCAAGUUAAUUUCUGUUUAGGGUCUGGGAAGAAAACCAAUAUGGAAAAUGGGCCUAAGGCUACCUCUAAAUCUGUGCCAGUAACUAAUGAUGAUGAGGUCAUUGUUGGGUCCUGGUUCUGCACUGAUAAUGAAGAAGAUGUCGACUUACAGGCUGAUGAAGAGUCUAUUUUUGGAUCUUGGUUCUGGGGCAGUGGUGAUAACAGCUUGAGAUCUGUACGAGUCAGUUGUGAGAAGAUGCCAAAGUCCGAGGAAAAAGAAAUUACUGAUUCUUGGUUCUGGGCUGGAGAAGUCAGUGCAGAGGCUGAAGAACAGGCCAGGUCAGCAUCUACAAAAGGGAUAAUCUUUGUGCCUUGGUUUUGGUCUGAAAAGCAGGCACAUAUGGAUUUAGGGACUGAACCUUGCCCUGACAUCAUGGCAGGAGCUGAGGAGGAGCCUAUAAUUGGACCCUGGUUCUGGGCUAAAGUAGAUAAUAGUGUGGAGGCUGAAGCUGACAGUAAGUCUAGCCUAGAGGACGAAGAAGAGCUCUUCACAUCACCUUGGUUAGGGGCCAGAGAACAACCCAAUAUGAACUAUGCAGCUGGUGCUAGAUGCAAGCCUUUGGCAGAAGCUGAGGGUGCUAAUAAAAGGUCUUGCUUCUGGGCAAAAGAACCCUGCUUUUAUCCUACCAAUAGCAAAAGCUUGAAAACUAAUCUGGGAGAGAAAGAGGAUACUGUUGAUUCAUGGCUCUGGUCCAAUAAUUUUCCAAGAACAAGGGCCAGUGUAGGGUCCUGGUUAUGGGCUGCAGAAGAGGGAAAUAUAGAUGAUGAGACUGGAGAAGAGAUCAAACUACCAACUUUAGAAGACAAUGUGUUCAAUUCUUGGUUCUGGGAGGAAAAUGAAGAAACCAUUGUAAAUACUACCAAAAGAGAGGAAUCCAGGCGAGAAGUAGAAGAGGAAGAUAUAAUUGGCUCUUGGUUUUGGGCAGGGGAUGGGGACACAAUUCAGCCAGCCACUAGGAUUAAUGAAGACAACAAGAAAACAUCUGAAGAGGAAGAUACAAUUGGAUCUUGGUUCUGGGGCAAGGAAGAGGCCAGUCUAGAGGCAAUGAGAAGGGGCACUUGUGAGUCCACUCCUGGAAUUAAGGGAGAGAAAGUUAUUGGGUCAUGGUUCUGGACUGAAAAAGUCAAAAUAGGGGCUGGGUCACAGACAAUUGAAACUGGGUCAGAAACUGAUGAGGAGGCAAUUUUUGAGUCCUUGAUCUGGGCUGCAAAAAAUGGCAAUAUGGACGCAGGAGUAAACCGUGUUUCCAAGCCAGAGGAUGAAGGUGAAAUGACUGUUAAGUCCUGUCUCUGGGCUAGUGACAAGGCUACUGAAGAAUCUGGAACUGUGAUUAUCAGUGAGUCCAAUCCAGAUAAGGAGGAAGAAUCUGGAACUGUGAUUAUCAGUGAGUCCAAUCCAGAAAAGGAGGAAGAAUCUGGAACUGUGAUUAUCAGUGAGUCCAAUCCAGAAAAGGAGGAAGAAUCUGGAACUGUGAUUAUCAGUGAGUCCAAUCCAGAAAAGGAGGAAGAAUCUGGAACUGUGAUUAUCAGUGAGUCCAAUCCAGAAAAGGAGGAAGAAUCUGGAACUGUGAUUAUCAGUGAGUCCAAUCCAGAAAAGGAGGAAGAAUCUGGAACUGUGAUUAUCAGUGAGUCCAAUCCAGAAAAGGAGGAAGAAUCUGGAACUGUGAUUAUCAGUGAGUCCAAUCCAGAAAAGGAGGAAGAAUCUGGAACUGUGAUUAUCAGUGAGUCCAAUCCAGAAAAGGAGGAAGAAUCUGGAACUGUGAUUAUCAGUGAGUCCAAUCCAGAAAAGGAGGAAGAAUCUGGAACUGUGAUUAUCAGUGAGUCCAAUCCAGAAAAGGAGGAAGAAUCUGGAACUGUGAUUAUCAGUGAGUCCAAUCCAGAAAAGGAGGAAGAAUCUGGAACUGUGAUUAUCAGUGAGUCCAAUCCAGAAAAGGAGGAAGAAUCUGGAACUGUGAUUAUCAGUGAGUCCAAUCCAGAAAAGGAGGAAGGGUCAGUUGCUGAGUUUGGGUCCAGAGAAAAAGAUGAGGUAACUAACAAGACUGGCACUGGAGAUAAUUGUAAACUUGGUACAGAAACUGAAACUAUAGUGGGAUCCUGGUUCUGGGAAGGAGAUGAAGCUAGUUUUGAGCCAAAUCCUGUCCCAGUGUGCAAGGCCGCUUGUGAGCCUAUGCCUUCAACUGAGCAGGAACCUGAUCCUUCCCGCAGACCUCAGAGCUGGGAUGAGGUCACUGUUCAGUUUAAGCCUGGUCCGUGGGGAAAGGCUGGAUUCCCAUCUCUAAGCUCCUUCAUAUUUCCAAAAGAAGCAGCAUCUCUGUUUGCCGAAAUGUUUGGGGGGAAACCUAAGCUUGGGGAACUUGGUCCAGAAGGAGAGCAGGAAUCUUCACAUCAGUCUGGACCCGAGUUCCCAUUUCAGUAUGAUCCCUCUUACCGGUCAGUCCAGGAAAUUCGAGAGCAUCUUAAGGCCAGAGAAAGUACACAGCCUGAGAACUGGUCUUGCAAUUGUAUCCAGUGUGAUCUUAGAAUUGGUUCUGAGGAGUUUGAGGAACUUCUUUUACUGAUGGACAGAAAUCGUGACCCUUUUAUUCAUGAAAUAUCUAAAAUUGCAAUGGGCAUGAGAUCUUCUUCUCAGUUCACCCGAGAUUUCAUUAGGAACUCGGGUGUUGUCUCACUUAUUGAAGCUUUACUUAACUAUCCAUCCUCCCGAGCUAGGACAAGGUUUUUGGAAAAUAUGGUUCGCUUGGCUCCACCUUAUCCAGAUCUAAACAUGAUUGAGACAUAUGUGUGUCAUAUUUGUGAGGAUACCUUUGAUUCUAUCUUGGAUUCCUCUGAGCAGUUGUCUGGAUUGACAAUGGUUACACACCUCACUGCUACUUCUGACUAUCACAAAGUGAUUAUCGACUAUUUGGCUGGCUUUUUCUACUUACUUAGUUCAGGCAAUGCCAAAACAAGGUUUCAUGUUCUGAAAUUGCUACUGAAUUUGUCUGAAAACGUUCUCAUGACAAAAUGCCUACUUGCUUGUGGCUCAGUGUCCGAAUUUAUGACCCUCUUUAAUAAGGAGGAGUCAAACGACAACAUUCAACUUGUUUUUGCAAUAUUUGAGAAUAUCAGUAACAAUAUUCAAAAAGAAGAACUGUUUGCUGAUGAUGAGGAUGAUGAUGAUGUGGUGGUAAAUCUGGAACCACUUAUUUCUGCGUUCCGUGAGGCUGAAAAACUUGCUAAGGAGCUAAAACACAAAACUGACAAUCCGAAAUCACCCUGAAGCAGAACAAAAAACCUAAUAUGAUUAACCAUUUGCCUCUGAUUGUCCUUGUGUUCCUGAGUCAUAUGACCGACCCUCAAAUAAUGCUUUGGUUUCACAGUUGAUUCCGUGUUUCAGUGUACCUCUUUAAUUUUACCCAACUCUGUGUAAUCUGUAUCAUUGUUCUGAUGCCAAAUGAAUAUACAACUGAGAACACAUUUGUGGAUGAUACUUGUUGUGUUGAUUGUGAUGUUCAACAUGUGAGUUUAAAGUGAACUGAGCCUUUGUAAAUAAGAUACCCUCCUAAUUGUUGUUCUCAUGUAUAUUUGAGUCUUGUGCUUCAAUAAAGUUCUCUGUUAAAGUUAGCAGAAA
Messenger RNA from Meriones unguiculatus (Mongolian gerbil), 6230 nucleotides. RefSeq names its product G protein-coupled receptor associated sorting protein 1 (gene Gprasp1). The record is from RefSeq and is a predicted model, not a curated record. The transcript has 9 exons. The coding region runs from base 1206 to 5879 and encodes 1557 amino acids. Lineage: Eukaryota; Metazoa; Chordata; Mammalia; Rodentia; Muridae.